Molecule: messenger RNA, 585 nt
Organism: Gossypium arboreum
Lineage: Eukaryota; Viridiplantae; Streptophyta; Magnoliopsida; Malvales; Malvaceae
Product: RING-H2 finger protein ATL39-like
Exons: 1
Coding region: 1-585 (194 amino acids)
Source: RefSeq, a predicted model, not a curated record
AUGGAUCCUGCCAAAGGCUUGAGUCUCAACAGCCACAGGCUUAUACUCACAGACCAUAACUCACCUCACAAUGACCAACACUUGAAUGUAUUAGUCGACCGCAUUUGGUCUACAGUCAUGGUUGCAGUGAUAAGUCUUGGUAUAACUUUUUUCUUAAUCUACAAAUGCAUUUUCCGAUCACCAAACCACUCUUCCGAUGAGAACAAAACCAAGCCAAAACCAUCUGUCGACAGCGAGCUUGACCAGAUUCCAGUCCUUGUAUACGGAGAAUCAAUGAUGCCCUCAUCGGAGCCUAGUUGUUCCGACACUAUUUCGGAGCUUGAAACCUGCGCUAUAUGUUUGGAAGAGUACGUGCAUGGAGAGAGGGUGAGGGUGUUGCCGAGGUGUAAGCACAUGUUCCACAAGGACUGUAUUGAAGAAUGGCUUGAGGUUCCAUCUUUGCAUUGUCCCAUUUGCAGGGAUAAGGUUCUGGAGCAUUGCCUACAAUCGGCAAGGUCUAAUAAUUGCAGGAACCAAAGGCAUAAUAUUAGUAAUCACAUUCCAUUGUUGGGUUUCUAUGGUGGUAUACGUAACACAUUUGUCUAA